Carassius gibelio (silver crucian carp) is the source of this 3935-nucleotide messenger RNA. Its product is annotated as alpha-2,8-sialyltransferase 8F. The coding region runs from base 644 to 1723 and encodes 359 amino acids. Lineage: Eukaryota; Metazoa; Chordata; Actinopteri; Cypriniformes; Cyprinidae. Gene Ontology annotation, biological process: N-glycan processing; oligosaccharide metabolic process. The transcript is spliced from 7 exons. Gene Ontology annotation, molecular function: alpha-N-acetylneuraminate alpha-2,8-sialyltransferase activity. The record is from RefSeq and is a predicted model, not a curated record.
GCCAUUUGCUAAUCCUGUACUCGGCACUCCUAUUACCCCGAGAGAGAAUGAAAAACAGUGUGUAACUCUGUGUGUGUGUGAGUGAGAUCAGAAGGGAGGGGCAAGCAAGUUGUGUCCAAGCUGAGCGAGAGGGGGAAGGGGCUGAAAAUGUUGAAGCAACAGCUUGAGGUUUCUAGGGAACUGGUCGGAAGGAAACUUUGAGCUGUUCAUUAGAUGAGGAAAGUACUUAAGAAUGAGGUGGAGAAGCAUGGACAAAUAACACAUAUGCCUCAAAGGAACAUAGCGGACAACAGAGGAGUGAAGGAAUUCAUUAUUGUGCGAGACAAGAAGACAUGAGAAGAAAGUGAUAGAUCAAGGCAAGAGCAACGCAGCAGAGAAGUGAUUCAAAGCCAUCAGAAGAGAAAAGAAGAGAAAGAGCAAGAAGAAAAAGAGAGCUAUAGUGGCAGUUAAAUAAAGAGGAGGGAGGCAGGAAGAGGUGAUUAACAGUCUGAGAGAAGGAGAGGGAGUAAGGAAAAGGGUACAGUUGUCAAAAAACAGACACAGUGAUAAAAUAAAGAGAGGACGGAAGAGCAAGAAAGGAAGUCUGCAACAUUUGCACAUGCAUGGGUUCUGUGAGUGCGUCACAGCUCCAGUGUGAAAGUGGAUGCACGUUAUGAGGACUCUUAUGCUGUGCAGGCUCUUUCCUAUCAUCCUUCUGUGCUCCUUAUGCAGUGUGGUCAUCUGGAUAUUCCACUUUAACAAUAAUGUAAUGCCACAGCCCUCAAAUGGGAUUCCUCAAAAAAGGCCAGAAAAACCAUUUUGGAGAAUUGGAGACAAUGUAUUAAUUGCCAAGGCACUGGAAAAUUACUCAGACAAAUGGAAAAAACACGAGGCAAACUUUACAAGAUUCAGGUCCUUACUAAGUAGCAAAUGCCAUGCUGUGUCAAAGGCUGUGGUCACACAGAAUAACACCAAACUCGGGUCAAAUGUUAAUUAUGAUGGACAGAGCAGAAAGCCACUAAAGGUGACACAAGCCCUGUUCAACAUUUUGCCUAAGGAGCACCCCUUCGGAAAUGCAACCUGGGAGUCAUGUGCUGUGGUGGGGAAUGGAGGUAUUCUGGCCAAUAGCAGCUGUGGAGAAGAAAUAAAUUUAGCCCAGUUUGUCAUUCGAUGUAACCUUCCACCACUGGAUAAGAGAUAUGAGAAAGAUGUGGGCAACAAAACUAACCUGGUGACUGCAAAUCCCAGCAUCCUCCUUGAGAAGUACAGUGGACUUAUGGAGCGUCGACGUCCAUUUUUGGAAAGCCUUCGUCCUUAUGGACAAGCUUUAUUGCUAUUGCCAGCCUUCUCCUAUGGUCAGAACACAGCUGUAUCCUUGCGUGCUUUUUACACACUCGAGGACCUUGGCAGCAACAGCCCUCUGCCCGUUUUCCUGAAUCCAGAUUACUUGAGGACGUUGUCAAACUUUUGGCGUGAACGAGGCCUUAACUCAGUUCGUCCAAGCACAGGACUCAUCAUGGCCAGCUUAGCACUAGAAAUCUGUUCAAAUGUCCAUUUGUAUGGUUUUUGGCCUUUUAGUAAACAUCCAUAUGGCAAUCAGCCGAUCCCCAACCAUUACUAUGAUAAUCGAGAGAGCAAGAAGAACGUGCAUUCGAUGCCAACCGAAUUUGAACAUUUAAUGAAUCUUCACAAGCAAGGCAUGAUUCGCAUACACCUUGGCGAGUGUCAACCCACUCACAAUUAAAACAUGAGACUGGCUGGAAACUAGGCCUUGCCUGUAAUGUACUGUACACCUCUCAGUUUAAGGACUACUACAGACUACAAUAGGCCCCUUGGAUGGGUGUCUAGAAAGACACAGCUGUGAAUGCGCACUGAAUUUAUAUAGACUAUGUAGCUGUGCACAUUUGCUCAUCGAGGCAGCCAUGACCAUGCACAACAAAAUCAUGUUUAGUUAUUUUUGAGAAAUUAUUGCACACAAAAAUAGCUGAAAACAGAUAUAAUUAUUUUAGCUUUGGUAUCCUGUGAAAGAAUUUAAUUAGGAAAAUGACUCCUAGCAGCAUCCCUUAAGGGGGGGAUUUGAUGCCCAUUUUCUGCAAGUUGAUAUUAUUCUUAUGGGUUAUAAUGAAAAGUCUGUAACAUAGUUUGGUUAAAAUCUCUCAAUGGUAGUGUAAAAAACAAAUUUUUACCCUGUCAAAAACAGCUAUUUUCAGCGCAAGCAGUUUUGUAGCAUUUUCCUUUAAAUGUUAAUGAGCUCUGCUGAUCCCGCCCUCUGGGGACGCUAAUUAGCACAUUAUUAGGAAAGGUGAUUUCACUGAAACAGUGAACGAUUAAUUGAAAAACCUUAUACUCACUUCUGUUUUAAGCGAAGAUGGAUCAUGAAUGAGUCGUGCAAACAUAUACACAUUUAAAGGUGCAAUAGGUGAGUGUUUGUUAUACUGGUAUACUGAAAGUCUGUACACAUCCUGAUACCAGUCAUUAAGUUAAGUGGUUUAAAUGUAUUUAUCUGUAUUUAUAUAUUCUGUGGAAGGCGUAGGACCAAGAAAUGUACAUCCGAUCAAAAUGCUCGGUCUGAGCGUUUUAAAUAGCUUUCUUACCUGCCUGUCAACAUAUGUAUAUGCAUACCUCUGUGCACCCUAUUCGCGCAGACAGAAUACAUAAUCAGAGCGUUCACACACGCUGUGCAAACGGAGUGAGAAUGGCUGACAAACAUCAACAACCCAGUCUUCCUUCCUGGUAUUGUAGUACUUUUAAAGUUUUCUCAAUUGGUAAUGACACAUGAUGUAGCCCAGUGGUUCCCAAUUCCAGUGCUCACGCACAUUUUUUGCAUGUCUCGCUUUGUUAACACACCGGUUUCAGAUGACAAACUCGAGCUAUGUGAAUGAACUGUGUUCCAAUCAAUAUGAUCCCUAUACCAUGUUCAGGGGUUUACUUCACUUCGGAACAUAGACCAGAAUUGGGAACCGCUGAUGUAGCCUAUUGUAGUAAUGUUGUCUCUGAUAAUCUGGUCUAUGAGCAUAAAUGCAGCCAGGGGCGUGGCUUUGGACAGCAAUUGAAGGGAGGGUGGGACAAAUAUUAUAAGCAGAUCGGGGGUGCAUUCCCUUCAGAAAUAAACAUAAUUCACUUUGUCUUCAGUGGCUCAGAUGUUGGGAGUAAAUGACAACCGCUAUGUUCAUUAUUACAUCUAACAACAGAACACCUCAAUCACUUAGGAGCCAUUCUUGUCUACAUCUGCUCCGGUGGUGAAACAAUGAUGGAUUACAUGCUUACAGCAUGUAUGAUGAUUAACAGAUGAUUACAGCUCACUCACGGCAGGUCUAAGAUAAGACACCAGUCCAGUCUGUGCUGAAACACCACUGUCAAUCAAACUAUCGUGGUAAGGGUUUGACUGUGUGAUGUCACAAAUGCCAGCAUCUGAGAUUGGCUCAAUUUGACAAAGGGGUUAAGAUUUAACGAUAUUAAAAAAAAAAAAAAACACUGGGUGGAUUUUUAUCAUUACAGGGUGGUUGUGUGCACACACUGCCAACACACGCCAGUUCAAACAACUUGUAAAAGUGCAUGUAGCAUCCGAUGACCCCCUUAACUCUCCCUAAGCAGACUUGCCUUAAUCAGCCUUUAACGUGCUCAUUAUUGGUGCUCCUUCUUUGAUCUCAGGUGUGCAGAAAUAGCUAAUAUCAGUACCGGAUUAUAACUCUCUAGACUUUGAGUCCAGGACUCAGAUCUCAGUUAAAGAAUCGCAGAUAUGUCUGGAUGAUUGGAAGCAACACCACAUUCACAGUGUGAAACAAUAAGCAUGGAAAUGGGUUAGCAAAAAACAGAGUAAGAAGACAAGAAAUGUAAAAGUUGACAAUAGUAGCAAUACUAAAUAUAGUAAUUUCAAUUUUGAAUACCCUAUCUGAACAUGAUAUGAAUCUUACAGCAAUCACUGUAAAGUAAAUAAAAUAUAGUUUUUAUUAUUA